Messenger RNA from Bombus terrestris (buff-tailed bumblebee), 4628 nucleotides. It is a transcript of the gene Pde8, whose product is annotated as small heat shock protein. The record is from RefSeq and is a predicted model, not a curated record. The transcript has 17 exons. Lineage: Eukaryota; Metazoa; Arthropoda; Insecta; Hymenoptera; Apidae. Bases 1120 to 3729 code for a protein of 869 amino acids. Gene Ontology annotation, molecular function: 3',5'-cyclic-nucleotide phosphodiesterase activity. Gene Ontology annotation, biological process: signal transduction; positive regulation of ERK1 and ERK2 cascade.
UUGACGAUAAACAUUUGCUUAAACAUAGCUUUCAUUGAUCUCAAUUAUUCUACAAGCGCCAUUUUACAAACUGCAGGUUACACUUAUCAGAAAGAAAUCAAUUUCCUCGAUAUUUCAUUUCAAUCGUACAAUACACUAAACUCUCUAACCAAUUGCAGUUGUUUAUCAAAAAUAAAACAGCAGGCACAAAAAUACCAAGCAGAUAUCUUCAACGUAACAGCCAAAUACAAAUAUUAUUGGUAUCAAUAUAUCCGUGGCAACUUUGUCUCGUUAAAGCGAUGGUUUUUUAGUUACAAAAACCUCUAUACGAAACAAUAAUAUUACAGUUUAUUCAAUUACAGUCAUUGCUCGAAGCACUUUUGCAAGAAAAAGAAAACAAUUAACGAGCGUCUCUAAUUGCGAAAUUUUAUUCGGCCGGUCGUGUUCCUUUGAGCGUGUUCGUGUUUAACGAGUAUACACGGCUAUUGUACCACGAGUUUCUCCAACGACCCUAUCUCGUUUCUGAGGCCACUCACUCACGCGUAGAAUUUUAACCUGCACAUUUUGGUUCCGUCGACCAGUCGUUGUCUUUGAGCCGCUUACAACGCAUCGUUCGCUAUACGCGCGCCGAUUUCUUCCCCUGGAUUUCUUGAAAUUUCUUAACUGUGAUUUUCAUCUUGAAACUUUCAAGGAAUCAUUUCUUCUUUUCUAUCGAAGUGUAUCGUGAGUAAUAGUAGGUGGACAUGGACAGUGUAAUUCAAAGGAUUGGAAGAUAUCGGAGGUCGCAAGGAAUUUGGCGGAGUGCACUUAUUCCCAAAUCUUUUGAUUUCGGUUUUUCCUAUUUUCGAAGCUGAUUUGAUAAACUUCUUUAAUUACCUUGGUGACUGUGGUGAAUUGAAAAACAGACGAUUUAAAUAUCUAUAAAAAUACGAUGUAACUGAACUCGUUAUAUAAUAGAAUUUUGUAUUUUUAUUUUGACACUGAUCUUCGUAAUCGAAAAAUUGAUCAUUUCACGAUCUGCAUAAAGUUUGAUGUUAUUGCCGACUUUUCAAAUAUGUACCGAGCAUCAACUUAGAUUUUUGUAUACAUUUUAAUAAACAGCCAGACGACACUGUGAUUAUUUUAUUUAUAAAUUCAUAUAUGGCAUCUCCUUCGAAUGACUCUUUCUUUCCAAACGAAGGACUAAAUAUUCUGGAUGACAUAUUACUUAGCAAUGGGAAAACAGAGUACGAUGUUUUAAGAAGAAGAUCGUCGUUCGAAGACAUCGCUGUUGAUGACGACGAAAAUGCAGAUUGCUCAGCGUUAAAAGGACCGCAAAAUAUCGAAGCUCAUCCGUUAACGAACAGUGUCCCUAGUCUCAUAAAAAUAUUACUGGUCUUCCCCAAAGAUGACCAACAAAUGGACGUUCUCGCCACCACUUCGAGGCGAUUGGGAUGGAGCGUGUCGGUGGCGAAAGACGCGGAAAAAGCGGUCGAAUUCUUUCAAAAUCGAGGUCACGAGCUAGUGAUCAUCGAUCAUCGGGGGCAACGCGCUGCAGAGGCCGAUACGAUUUGUAGGUACGGUGAAUUAUUUUUAAAAAAUCAACCAAAUUCCUCGAGCGUACGAUUUUAUGUUCUAAUAAAUACAAUCUAUUUCAGGGCGAUUAGGUCUAGUCCCGCUUAUCAUAAUUCCAUUAUUAUAGCACUUGUAAAGAAAUCGUUCCUUAUGCACGGCGAGAAAGAUAAAAUAGUGACGCUGGAUUUACUGGAGACAGGAUUCAGCAGAGCUCUAAUGGAGUGUUCCCACGAGAGACUCUUAAUAAACGAACUAGUAGGAAUUUAUGCUAGUGCACUAUUACCAAGGACACAACUGGCGGCUGCCAACGCGCUGUAUGUAGCUCUUGACAGAUGCCGCGACAUGGUACACGUGACGAACGAUAAACAUAUUGUACAGUUUGUUAAUAAAAUUAGCGAGAAGUUACUAGGCUAUAAGACCAGCGAAAUCUUGGGGAGAAGCAUUGCGGAUAUAGUGGUCUACGAUAAUUUUGUUCUAAUGGAACAACACAUAAGCAAAGGCCGGGAAUUCGAAGGGAACAUGAAUUGUAAACGAAAGAACAAUCAAAUGAUCACAAUCAGUUGCAGGGUGAUACCUUUCAGUAUUAGCUUGAAAAAACCGACUCAUUAUAUUUAUAUAUACGAUACGACGUACUUGUCAGAAAAUAUUGGCUCGCUCAGCCCGACUCCGUCACAGUCCGUGUACUCGAGAGGAAACAUGAUUGUGUCUCAAAGAAGGACGUCUGAUAUGAAGUCUAGCGAGGGCCGCAGGCGGUCCAGUGCACACAAGUUACACAGUUUGCAAUUAGAUGCACCCAUUACAAAAGUGAUCAGCCUUCUUUCUAACGCGAUCACCGAAUCUACGACCCCUGAUACAACAGCACAAAUCGAAAAGGCCAUUGAUAUUCUCAAAACUACCGAACUGUAUGUGCCAUCCCUAAGGGAAGAUACCGAUCCAGUAACAACCGAUCUCGUCGGGGCCUUGCUCGCCUCACCGAGGAAAGCGUGGGAAUCGAGAAGAUCAUCGGUUGAAUCGACGCGAGUUUCGACGACAAAGGGUUUCACUACGACUACUGCUUCGCGUAUGCAAAUCAAAGGUUUCAGAGGGCCUCAGGAGAUCGCGGAAAUUUUGGAAAGAUGUUUGGAAUGGAAUUUCGAUAUAUUCAAACUAGAAAUAUUAACCGAAAAAAGGCCACUACUCUUUUUGGGGACGACCAUCAUGAAUCUGUACCGCGUGCCUGCCAGACUCGGUUGUGAAGAAAAGGUCGUACAGAACUGGUUAACCGUAAUCGAGAUGAAUUAUCAGAGUCGAAAUAGUUAUCAUAAUUCGACGCACGCUGCAGAUGUGUUACAAGCUACUGCUAGAUUCAUGCAGUCUGAAAGGCUGCAACAGAUCUUGGAACCUUUGGACGAGGUCGCGACUCUGGUUGCAGCUGCUGCUCACGACGUCGAUCAUCCGGGUAGAUCUAGUCAAUUUCUUUGCAACUCUGACAACAAACUAGCGAUUCUCUACAACGAUCUAUCCGUCCUUGAAUCACAUCAUGCAGCACUAACCUUUAAAUUAUCACUGUCGGAUGACAAUGUGAAUAUUUUCAAAAACUUGGAAAGGGACACCUAUAAACAACUUCGUCAAACAGUGAUAGACAUGAUCCUAGCCACCGAGAUGACGAAACAUUUCGAACAUCUGGCUAAGUUCAUGAACGUUUGCAGUGCAAGGAUGAUGGACAGCCCACAAUUAGACGAUUACUCGGACACCGUGGAUAUGUCAGUUGUGUUACAACCAGAGAAUGUAGUAUUGGUUAAAAGAAUGAUGAUCAAAUGCGCGGACGUAUCGAAUCCGACUCGACCAUUGAAGUGCUGCGUCGAAUGGGCCAGACGUAUCGCAGAAGAGUAUUUUAAUCAGACUGACGAAGAAAAAAGGAUGCAACUGCCGGUACUGAUGCCAAUGUUCGAUAGAGCAACGUGUUCGAUACCAAAAGCGCAAAUCGGUUUCGUCGAUUUUAUUAUCAACGACAUGGUCGAGGCGUGGGAUGCAUUUAUCGACAUGCCAGAGAUGGUGGGAUAUAUGAGGCAGAAUUACGAGAAAUGGAAAGAAUAUAACGUAAGGAAUUAUUUAAUUCUUGAAUUUUACUCUUGUUUCUUGAAUUGCAUUUUUCUUCAAUCUUUAAAUUUAACCAUAUUCAAGGAAAAAAUGAAACUAUUCUUUUUUUAUCAAUAGCCAAAGAAGAUGAAAGAUACAGUGUCUGAGUCUUACUUCUGACUCUUGUACUUAGUGAAAGUUUAAAAAUUUUAUGAAUACUAAUAACAUAGUGCUUCAAUAUUAGUCUUAUGUCUCAAAUUUGACUUUUGCUUCUAGAAUCGUUUUGUAUUACUCUUUAGAUUCUUUCGCAAUUCUUUUAGAACUUCACGAAAUUCAAUUAUAUUAGAAAAAUGGAGCAAAAUUAUCACGAAUCGAAAAGCUUAAAAAAUUUUGUAAUCACAAAUAGUACUGUGCUUGAAUUUCACCACUCUUGUUCCUUGAAUUUUACUCUUGCUUCUUGAACUAUUUUGUAUUGUUCUCCGACUUCUCUCACUAUUCUUGGAAAACUUUGCCGAACUCAGUUAUACUCGGUAAAUAAAACGAACUAUUUUAUUUAUCAAUUGUUAGAAAGUUCGAAAAUAUUAACGUCAUAUAAUUAUUCUUGCGUCUUGAACUUCACACUUGCUUCUCAAACAGUCUCGUAUUAUUUUUCAACUUCUAUCGCUAUUCUUUAAGGACACUAUCUAAAUCCGAUUAUAUUCCAAAAAUAGAGCUAUUUCUUUCGUGAAUAAGUGAGAAAGUUAAAAAAAUAUUAUACCGAGUUUCUAUUUCGUUUGUGAUCAGGAUCGAGGCAUAUCAACUUUACCGGACAUCGAAAAGAUACAAGAGCUCCCCGAACUUCGAAUAUACCAGCUACCUUCGUGACCCAUGGAAAUCAAUCGUCCCUCUUAUACUCUUUCGUCCGUCCCAGAAUACAAUAGCCCCGUACAAACGAUUUGUAAAAUAUUCGUUAUAUUUAAGGAAUAGAGAUAAAUAAAUAUACGACACACGUCGUACAGUUGUAAGCUUUUUUUUAGAAAAUACAUGUAAUUCAACCA